AUGGGAUUGGUGGAAUUAAUCAGCAGUCAAGACAACGCAGGCAAGGGCUCAGCAUCUUUCUCGAGUGAAAGCUCAGAGCAAAAAGGCAACCAGGCAACCAGGCAACCAGGCAUUGUGCAGGCCAAGGGGCUUUAUGUACUUGUGCCCGGGUGUCGGGAGUACGAUGUGAGGCCUGAGGAUCUAGCAAGGAUCGAAUUCUCGUACGCGUACCAUGAUCAACUGAGGAAAAUCCCCCCAGUUGAUCUUAGCAUGAGUCGGGGUAUCUCGAUGGGUCCUCCUGCAAGUCCACCUUCCCGUGUGUACUGGCCAACAUACCGAGAAAUGGGCAACGAAUUGAGUGUUGUCCUUUCUUUGCUCAGUAGCAGCUCAAAUCCGCUACAAGAGCUCCGUACGUGGAUUACAAGCCAAGACCAAAAAUUCGAAAGCCUGGACAUGCAGAACGACAAAGCAGGAUCGGCCGAUGUCCCUGCUGACCAAUACAAUACAAUGGAAGCAUUUGUCGACCACACUACCCUGCCUGCGCCUCCAAAUGAGGUCGAUUUUGACCCGCCAUUAGAAACCACUUUCACACCCAGUGACCUUACGAUGUUCAUGCUUCCUGUACAAGCUGGCUAUGGCACUACUAUGGGUUUUGAUUCCAGUCCACUCGAACAUAAAGACACGAACUUCCUGGACCUCUCUGAUCACCCAAGCCUGGUGGGUUUUCAGUUUGACCCAGAAUCAUCAUCAGUGACGAAGAAGUAA
Exophiala xenobiotica is the source of this 744-nucleotide messenger RNA. RefSeq lists its product as uncharacterized. Bases 1 to 744 code for a protein of 247 amino acids. The record is from RefSeq and is a predicted model, not a curated record. NCBI's taxonomy places the organism in Eukaryota, Fungi, Ascomycota, Eurotiomycetes, Chaetothyriales, Herpotrichiellaceae. The transcript is spliced from 2 exons.